Messenger RNA from Lytechinus variegatus (green sea urchin), 2740 nucleotides. RefSeq names its product soluble scavenger receptor cysteine-rich domain-containing protein SSC5D-like. The transcript is spliced from 5 exons. The record is from RefSeq and is a predicted model, not a curated record. Lineage: Eukaryota; Metazoa; Echinodermata; Echinoidea; Temnopleuroida; Toxopneustidae. Gene Ontology annotation, cellular component: membrane. Bases 426 to 1739 code for a protein of 437 amino acids.
UGGAAACAGACAAUUAUUAUAAUGAACUGAACGGCGCCAGGGCUGCUUGUGAUAAAUUAUGUCAAGGCAUCGCUCGUUCAUCUAUGAUCGGAUCAGUAGCUCCAUGAUUCAUUAGUUCUGCUUGUAUAUAUGCAGCCUUCAUCAUGUUCAUGGGAACCCAUCGCGCAUAAAGUUGAGAUGGGCAUAUCAUGAUGUUUGAUCACGGUGUGUAAUGAUGAUGAUCAUGUACCUAUGUAUCAAUGGAUAUCUGGAAAUAUGUAUACAUGUAUAAUAGGAUAGUGAUAGCGUUUAUAGGGCUUGCAAUAGCGGACAUGGGUUGACUCUCCGCUUAGCAGUCAACGGUUGAUCUAUAACGGCAAAAAUUUAUCAAUUCCUACAGCAUUCAUGAAGUCAUCUAUCUCAAGCCGACUGAUUGAAGGUUGAAAAUGGAAUCUUCGCCUCGUUUCCAUCUAUUAAUCGUCUGCCUCGCUGCAUUUCUUGGAAGAAGUUUAGCUGAUAGUGAAGGCGACUUGCGCCUAGUUAACGGUACGGCAUUAUACGGACGUCUAGAGAUCUACUAUAACUCAACAUGGAUGACAAUAUCGAAUAAAAACUUACGAGGAUCUCCUUCUCGAGUGGCAUGUCGACAGCUUGGUCUACCUUUCACAGAGGCCGAAUUUGUACGGGAUAAAAGAAUCCUCACACCAUCUGACUCGGAGAAGGUUCUGGUGACAUGGAUGAUCUGUCGUGGAGGCGAAGACAGACUUACUGAAUGCAAUAGUUUCGACUGGAACCCUGUGCCGUUUUACACACAUGAUGAAGACUUUGCCAUCUUUUGCAAAGGAGAGUUCUUCCCAACUGGUGGACUCAGAUUAGCCGAUGGCUUGGAUCACCGCAGAGGGCGUCUUGAACUGUAUUCUGGACUUCGUUGGACACCAUUCUGUCUUGUUGGGUUCCAGAUAAAAGAAGCGGUGGUAGCAUGUCGUCAACUCGGAUUCAAUACAUCCCAACCCUACAUCUAUAACAGUGAUUACUUUGGCCCACCGUCUGGUGCACUCAGUAGACUUUACAUUGCCCAGUGCACUGGGGAUGAGGAGGAUAUACCUUCCUGCGAUGAGUUGUACACCGCAUAUUCAAGUGAAGAAUGCAGCGUGUCACAAGACUCUCUCAGCAUCUGCUGUUCCCGGGAUUUAGACUCGUGCAAACCCAAAGUAGAGAUGAGUAAUGGUGAGUUUGCAGGUAGUCUUCUAGCAGUUAUACUACUUCCGAUUACACUAUGCGCCGGUUGUUACAUCGCGUGCAAGAAACCGUGCAGUAGACGAUGCAAGAAGAAGCCCAAACCUCCACAGCAAUACAAUGCAGUGUCUCUUGGGGCUGACGGUGGAGGUCCAAAUCAAUUUCCGAUGGCAUCAUCUGAAGAUCAGAAAGUACCUGUCUACAUUCAUACCAAUGCGGAUGGGGCUCCUGUUUCAAGUUGUGACCCAUCUGGGUUGUCUCCACCUGCACCUGCUGCUAGUAAUACCCCAUACCCUCCGCAGAGUAAUCCAUAUUCGGCUGGACAAGUACCACCACCUGCAGCAGCUGGUUGUACCCCGUACCCUUCACAACACCCCUAUCCUUACCACUCUGGACAGGCUCCUCCACCAGCAGGUGUAUAUCCUACUCCUCCUCUACAACCAGGUUACAAUCCCACCGCUGCCACUGGUACAUACCCAGCUGCACCUUAUCCUCCACAGGCUGCAUCCACUGGACCAGCUUAAGGUGCUUCAUCUCCAGAACAGCUUGUCAUAUCCGACCAAAGGAGAUGUAGAUCACACAUUAACUUCUCAUGCAGCAAGUGGGACACCGAGCGCACAUCCGAUGGAUAUGAACGGUGUGCAAAGGGAAAUCCCAAGUGCGCUCCCAUUUUAUUAGAUGAUGACAAUUAAUGACCUUAAAGAUAUCUAUUUCAGAAUUCAGCGAGCUUCUCAAAUAACUCUUGACAUUUAAUGAACAAAAUGAAUAUCUUCUGGACGUAUAAUACCGUUUUCAGUUACUCAUGACUUUCAUUGGUCCGCACCAGGCCUGCACUACAAUAGUCCGUACCCCGGGUCCGCAUCACAGACAUUGAGUAACUAUAGCAGAGUCGUGCUACUUUUACGAUCACCCAUUCAGAGACUCGGGCACACAAGGGAUGACUGUCAUGGUAACUGAACACGCUAUAUACAGAGAGAAAGUUACACUGCAGGCCCCUAUGCUAAUGAGCAAGAUUUAUUAAUACAAAUAUAUCUAUUUACGUAAUAAUAACAUGCUAAUGAACCAGCUGCAAUUGUUCAUAUUUUCCGAACAAUGACGUUCCCUUGUACAUUCCUUUCAAACCUUCUGAGUGUGGCCUUCAAGAGCUUAUGGGAUUUUAUUUUAAAAAAGUGAUUUCAUUUUUUAUUGAUUUUAUUAUUUUCUCAGGGAAAUGAAAAUUUGAGUUUGCUUUCUCCGAUCAACUGUUUGUUAUGCGUACGAAACAUAAGAAUAACAUGUGUGUGGCUGUAAAUGAGUAUGCAAAAGUGUGUCCAUUAACGUGUGAUUUCUUAGUUUUAUCAUUUAGUCGGGAUAAACAUUCUUUUUUUUCAACCAAACAUUAUAAAUGUAUGAUUAUUUUUACUUUUGUUGGUUUAGAAUUAAUUCAUUUUAUGUUAUUUAUGAUCGCAAAAGGUUCCCCGACAAAGUUAAUCGAAAAAAACAAAGGUUUGAAAAAACAUAGAAAUACACAAGAAUUUUUUAAACA